GGGGAAAAGCGGCCAUUUCCGUCGGCUUCAUGAGUUCUUUUAGCUAGCUGUUGUGUUGUGUGUGUAAUUUGGCUUUCAUUCAGCAUGUCUUAUAAAUUAAACGCCCUUUAUAGCGACUCAUACGUUGAUGUAAGUCAGUACAGAGACCAGCACUUCAAGGGUAAUCGGCAUGAGCAAGAAAAGCUGUUGAAACAAAGCAGUACGCUUUAUGUUGGGAACCUUUCUUUCUACACAACAGAGGAGCAGGUGUAUGAACUUUUCUCCAAAAGUGGUGAUGUGAAAAGAAUAGUCAUCGGCCUCGACAAGAUCAAGAAGACCGCGUGUGGGUUUUGUUUCGUGGAGUACUACACACGAGCCGAUGCUGAACACGCGAUGAGAUUCAUUAAUGGAACCAGACUGGACGAUAGAAUCAUCAGAACAGACUGGGACGCUGGUUUUAAAGAGGGGCGGCAGUACGGUCGGGGCAAAUCAGGUGGUCAGGUGCGAGAUGAAUAUAGACAGGAUUACGACCCUGCACGAGGUGGAUACGGCAAAUUAGCUCAGCUUCAAAGGGGCUCAGACGGACAUCACAAAUUUUAGUCAUUCUUAAUUAACAGGGACAUUUGAAAAUGAAGAGGAGGAUUUUUUUUUUAAUGUUAAUGUACAUACAAACUACAGCAUAUUCGGAGGUUGCACAAAGGAAAUGACCAUCUCUACGAUUUGGUGAAACAGGCUGAUGUGGUAUACUGGGGUUACCUUUCAUUUUUGUAAUAAACAAUAAGGUCUUUUACCUUUC
Pangasianodon hypophthalmus (striped catfish) is the source of this 775-nucleotide messenger RNA. RefSeq names its product nuclear cap binding protein subunit 2 (gene ncbp2). Gene Ontology annotation, molecular function: RNA cap binding. The transcript has 4 exons. Gene Ontology annotation, biological process: mRNA cis splicing, via spliceosome. The record is from RefSeq and is a predicted model, not a curated record. Lineage: Eukaryota; Metazoa; Chordata; Actinopteri; Siluriformes; Pangasiidae. The coding region runs from base 85 to 579 and encodes 164 amino acids. Gene Ontology annotation, cellular component: nuclear cap binding complex.